GGAAAGACAAUAGGUAAUGCUGAUGUCACUGGAGUUGACAUGUUCAACUUGUGAAUCUCGUUUUGUUGUUCAGACCUCAAGCGAGGUUGAUUUGGUAAAUGAUGGGUAUCGCUGGCGCAAAUAUGGGCAGAAACUAGUUAAGGGGAACACCAACCCACGAAGUUACUAUCGAUGCUCAAAUCCUGGAUGCCCUGUCAAAAAGCACGUUGAAAGGGCCUCUCAUGAUUCAAAAAUUGUGAUAACUACCUAUGAGGGACAACACGACCAUGAAAUCCCUUCUGGAAGGACUGUCACUAACAAUGCAGCUACAAGUUCUCACACAGUAGCCGUUAAUGGCAAGGCAGGAACAAAAUCUGGAGGUAAUUCCGUUUGUAUUGAUAAAGGGGAACACAGUUGCUUGGACUCGGCAAACAGAUUACCUGACCAACUAAAUGGAGAGUCAAUUACCAAAUCAAAGACUGGUGAUAUGGUUGAGUUUGGGAUGAUCUCUAAUGAGGGUCCUGACAGUAAAUUAAGUGAGCAAGAACAACAAAAUGAUAACUCAGAAAUCAAAGAUAAUUCUGUCGGCAACGACAUCAUAUGCCAUUCAGGUUCUGGAGUUCCAUGUAAAUCAAACGAACAGCUGAAAGAUGAGGUAAAAACUACAUCAGAAGGAAGUAAGGAUUGCCUUAAUGUGGUUGCCAUUCAUGAUACUCCUAAUACAGGAAGUGAAUUUAAUAAGCAAACCUCAUCUGAUGCCGAACCUGUCCAAAGCUAAACUUGCUAUACUUUUUCGAAGCUGCAGCUAGUUAAUGAAGACUAUACAUAAUUGGCAAUGACAUAGGUUAUACAGUGUAUAUUAUGAGAUUAUGGUUCCUGUUUCUUCACUAACCUUCACUGUACCUUCGAGCUCUGUCCUUGUCUUUGGGCAGAUUGACUAAAUAUGAAAAUCACAAUUAAUACUACAUUGGAUAUCAUUGCUUGUACACAAUAAUUAUUAGAAAUAAGUGAGUGAAGAUUUACAUUUUCGUAUACGUGUAUCUAAAAUUCUAAUUAGUCAAACAUUAAUACAUGUAAUUCUUGUUUUAUGCCUACUAAUGCUUUAAUCUGUCUUUCUAAAUGUAAAUAUAGAAAAUAUGUUGC
Molecule: messenger RNA, 1122 nt
Organism: Abrus precatorius (Indian licorice)
Lineage: Eukaryota; Viridiplantae; Streptophyta; Magnoliopsida; Fabales; Fabaceae
Product: WRKY transcription factor 1-like
Exons: 2
Coding region: 17-757 (246 amino acids)
Biological process (GO): regulation of DNA-templated transcription
Molecular function (GO): DNA-binding transcription factor activity; sequence-specific DNA binding
Source: RefSeq, a predicted model, not a curated record